AUUUACAGCCAGAGAGGCCGAGGCACCCAAUCUGAUCGACAGGAGCUUCAGCCAAUAACCAGACAGUACAGUGUGACGGCGGACGGGAGCCUACAAAAUGGCGGAGGAAGGAGAGGAGGGGGAUCUGGGCUCAGAGCUGGAGAUCCUUCGCUCCAUCUACCUGGAUGAGCUGAAGAUUUCACACGAUUCAAACAGGCAGCACCCUUGGGAACUCAGUAUCACCCUGCACCCGGCCACAGCCGACGUCACCGAGUCCCAGUACGUCUGCCUCAACCUCGGCCUCUCCUUAACUGCCCAGUAUCCUGACAUAGCGCCAUCGAUCUCAAUCUGGAAUCCUCGAGGCUUGUCAGAUGACCGGAUCCUGAGCAUCCGGCGAGAAUUGGAGGAGGAGGCAGAGGCGGGAAGAGGAGGGCAGAUGCUCUACCAGUUGAUCGAGAAGGGGAAGGAGAUCCUCACUAACAACAAUGUGCCCUUUGGUCAUUGUGUCAUCUGCCUGAACUGUUUUCAGGAGAGCGACGACUUCACCAGGACCAGCUGCUACCACCACUUCCAUUCGUACUGCCUGGCCUCUUAUAUUCAGCACGUGCAGGCGGAGCUCAGGAUGCAGGAGUCUCCCCUGCCCUCCUCUAAACCCCCCAACACACAAACAGUGGGUGUUCUCUGCCCUGUAUGCCGGGAACCUCUGACCUACGACCUGGGCCUGCUGUCAUCGGCUGCUGAUCCCAGCCACCCGCUGGAACCCUACCAGCCAGAUGAGACGUGGGUGAAGAGGUGGCAGGAGCUUCAGAGGAUUUACCACCGACAGAAGGAGCGUGGGGGCAUCAUAGACCCCCAGGCUGACCGUGAUCGCUUCCUCGUUAGCCUGACCAGACCCUUGGACGUCGUGGCCCGUGAGGUGGAGCGGAAAGAGACCACAGAGACGCCCUCCCCUGCUGGCCCUCCUCCUCAGCAGAUGGACCCUCGGGCUCCACACCACCAUGGCUCCCGCCCCUUCCGCCGCCCACGCCCCACCAGGAGGGGCCAUCAUGGGACAAGGGCUCCUUCUGAGACCCAAAGUGUCAGGCAGGAGAAUGAGGAGGAGGUGGAGACAUCGGCUGAGGCCUCACACACAUGGCGGCUCACCAAGACCCAGCAGGAGACUGAGAUAGAGAAGAAUCUGCCCCGAGGCCCUUGUCCCAGGAUGGAAGGGGAUGCCCAUCCCAGGGUUGGCAGGGGCCAGAUUGGCUGGGGGCGGGGAUGGGGUAGGGGAAGGGGAAGGGGAAGGGGAAGGGGGCGUGGCUGGCGUGGUUGGCCUGGCAAGGGGUCCUCCACACCGCGGGAUCCUGCUGACCCGCAGCCUGGAGAGGCUCCCAGGGAGGGUCACUGAAGGGACUGUGCUGAUUCUAACAGGUCCUAUGGAUGAUCAGUGCUAGGUCUAAUACAAUCUAUGUUGAUCUGUUGGGUUCCAGGUAGGAUAGGUGAUGGGUCUGGUCUGGUCUGGUCUGGUCCAUGCUGAUCUGGGUCAGGGCCUGGGGAGGUUCAGUGAUGGGUCCAGUAUAUUCUUAUCUGGUGUGGGUCCUGAAGAGUUUGUGAUCGGCCUAUGCUGAUCUGAUCGGGUUUAGGGGAAGGUCAGUGAUGGGUCCGGUCUAUGCCGAUCUGGUCUGGGUCCCAGGACAGGUUGGUGACGAGCCCAUUGUGAUUCAGUCUGGGAUCUGGGGGUGAGCACCAUGUGUGGUCCACCCAGAUAAUAAGUUAAAGUUCAAGUUUAUUGUCAUCUGACUGUACAUAUGCGCAAUCAAACAAAACAGUAUUCCUCCAGACCACGGUGCACUCGCAGUAUAUUCACACACAGCACAUUAAACAAAAUGUUCCCACAAAUAAGUGAAUAAAAUAUAUUUCAAAAUGCAUGUUACGUGUGCAGCACAGGUAAUUAGUUAACAGUAUUGCCGUCCUUCUGUCAGGACCUCAGUGGUGGCAAGUUAUAUAUGAGACUCACAGAAGCUGUUGUCCAGUCUAGCAGUCCUAGUCCUGAUGCUCCUAUACUUCCUUACUGAUGGUAGUGGGUCAAAGAGAUUGUGGGUUAUGUGGCAGAGAUCCUGAACAAUGCUUUGGGCCCUUCAUGUACAACAUUUCUGGGAAAUAUCACAAAUGGGGGGAGGGAGUCCGUAGUGAUCCUCUCAGCAGACCUCUGUUGGGUCCUGCAGUCCAAUGCUUCCAUAUCACACAAUGAUGCAGCCAGACAGGAUUGUAGAAAGUUAGAGUUUCAGAAAAGUACAGCACAGAAAUAGGCCCUUUGGGCCAUCUAGUUCAUGGUGAACCAUUUAAAUUGCUUACUUCCAUUGACCUGCACAUGGAUCAUUGCCCUCCAGACCCUUGCCAUCCAAGUACUGUACCUAUCCAAACUUCUCCUAAGCAUUGAAAUUGAGCUUGCAUGCACCACUUACCCUGGCUGCUCAUUCCACACACUCAUGCCCUCUGAGUAAAAGAAAAGUUUCCCCUCGUGUUCCCCUUAAACUUUUCGCUCUUAACCCAUGAUCUCUACUUGUAGUCCCAACCAACCUCAGUGGAAAAAGCCUACUUGCAUUUACCCUAGUAUACCCCUCAUAAUUGUGUAUACUGCUAUCAAAUCACCCCUCAUUCUAUGUUCCAAGGAAUAAAGUCCUAACCUAUUCAAUCUUUCCUUAUAUUUUAGGUCCUCCACUCAUAGCAAUAUUCCUGUAAUUUUUUUCUGUUAUCUUUCAACCUUACUUGCAUCUUUCCUGUAGAUAGGAGACUAAAACUGUGCACAAUCCUCCAAAUUAGGCCUCACCAUUGUCUUAUACAACUUCAACAAAAUAUCCCAUCUCAUAUGCUCAGUACUUUGCUUUAUGAAGGGCAAUGUGCCAAAAGCUUUCUUUACAACCCUAUCUACCUGUAACACCACUUACAAUGAAGUAUGGACCUGUACUCCCAGAUCCCUUUGUCCAACUGCACUCUUCACUCUUCAAGAUAAUAUCCACUGCCUUCAUCAAAUUUCUUGGUAGCUUACUCAAAAUAUUCUUUAAGAUUGGUUAGAGCUGACCUACCACACACACACUAUGCUGACUAUCCUUAGUCCAUCAUAUUUAUCCAAAUACUCAUAUAUCUGGUUCCUUAGAAAACCUUUCAAUAACUUUCUUACAACUGAUAUUAGGUUCACCGGCUUAUAAUUUCCUGGUCUUAUUUUUGAGUCUUUCUUAAAAAGCAGAACAACAUUAUCUUCUCCAGUCCUCUAGCACUUCACCUGUCUCUAAGGAUAAUUUAAUUAUCUCUACUAGGGCCCCCACAGUUUCUGGACAUGCCUCCUACGAGGUCUGUGGAACACCUUGUCAGGCUCUGGGUUUUCGCAAAAAAAUGGCAGAGGACCUUUAAGUGUUUUUCAUAUUUUUUUAAAAUUUCUUUUUGCUCAGCAUAACAAAACUUUCAAUUUCCAGAUAAAUUCACAUUUUUUCCCCUCACAGAUAUCAGCUAUCAGAAUACUUCCAUCAAAAUAUAGACAUUACCACCGCAUCCUAUACAAAAGCCCUUAUUAGUAUAGCAGACAGGUUUAUAUCUAUAUAUUACAGGAAAGGUUGCCAUGUUUUAUAAAAUCUACUUGUUUUUGAGUGUACCAUACAUGUUAAAAAGUCCAAAGGAAUGUAUACCAUGAUUAAUUUAUGCCAAUCAAAAAGUUCAGGGGCCUUAUCGGAUAUCCAACAAAGUAAAAUGUUCUUCCUCGCACAAAAAGUCAGGAUGUUAAAAAGUUUUUUCUGAUGUGCAUUAAUAAUACGACUGCUGGUAGGCCUAAGAGAAAAGACACUGGGUCCAGUUCAAGCUCCAUCUUCAGAGUCUUUUCUAUUUCACCCAAAA
This is a messenger RNA of Hypanus sabinus (Atlantic stingray), 3846 nucleotides long. It is a transcript of the gene rnf25, whose product is annotated as ring finger protein 25. Gene Ontology annotation, biological process: protein ubiquitination. Lineage: Eukaryota; Metazoa; Chordata; Chondrichthyes; Myliobatiformes; Dasyatidae. The record is from RefSeq and is a predicted model, not a curated record. The transcript is spliced from 10 exons. The coding region runs from base 98 to 1366 and encodes 422 amino acids. Gene Ontology annotation, molecular function: protein binding; ubiquitin protein ligase activity. Gene Ontology annotation, cellular component: nucleus.